Molecule: messenger RNA, 1527 nt
Organism: Miscanthus lutarioriparius
Lineage: Eukaryota; Viridiplantae; Streptophyta; Magnoliopsida; Poales; Poaceae
Source: the annotation of a GenBank genome assembly
AUGGACACAGAGCGGGCCGAGACCGUGUCAUCUCGAGGCGGCCUCGGCCAUUGGGGGAACGGCAGUGCCUCCGGGGGCACGACGAGCAAUGCCUGGCGAGCGGCCUCGCUUGGCCCCGGUGACAAAGGUGGCCAUCGGGCAGAAGCGCGCACGAUGGCCCUCUUGGCGACAGUUGAAGCAAAGGCCAACCAGAUCCGGCGGAACUGGCCUUGCAAGGGUACGCGAUGGCCUGCGGCGCCAACGCCGGCAGCUGUGAACCUCACGGAAGCCGUCGUCGUCCGGCUCAGCCGAAAGCCUGGGCGGGUGGACCGCAACCGAGCGCAGCCUGGCCAUGGGCGGAGGAGAGGCCGUGGCAGCCUGGUGAGCGGAGGCAUCCUGCGCAGCGCGGCGUCGAUGACGACGCCGGCGCCGUGGUCGCCUGCGACGCUCCGGGAUCUCCCCAACCUCAGCGACGUUGGUCGGCGAGGGGGCCGCAGAACCAAGAGAGGCCUCGGAGUCGGAGAAGCAGAGUCUUUCCCCCCGACUGAACCACGAAACAGCCGGCAACAAGCCCGGGACGAAAGGCUCAGCGUUGGCGUUGAGGGGUGGCGACGAAGAGUGAGGCAGCGAGUCGGCCUCCUCGACCUCGUCGGCCCAGGAACGGCGAGAGGGAGAACCGAACUCCAUGGCGGCUGGGGUGGACGCUGGCACCGGAGUGGCAACCGGCGUGGGGCUGGGGAGUGGUUGGUGGCCAGCGGCGGCCGGGUAAACGCGUUCAGAGAGCGCAAAGCUCUUGCCCUGACGCUCAACGACACGAAGACGGCAGUGAACAAGCUGCACCAGAUGGCCAACGUUGUGGUCGUGCUGAUCGUGCUUGCGCUCUGGCUUCUCAUCCUGGGGAUCGCGACGUCCAAGUUCUUCGUCUUGCUCAGCUCGCAGCUUCUCGUGGCGGUGUUCAUGUUUGGGAACACUCUCAGGACCAUCUUCGAGGCGAUCGUGUUCCUCUUCGUGAUGCAUCCUUUCGAUGUCGGCGACCGAUGCGAAGUUGAUGGAAUGCAGGUGGUGGUGGAGGAGAUGAACAUCAUGACAACGAUCUUCCUCCGAUAUGACAAUCUCAAGGUGUAUUAUCCAAACAGUCAGCUAGCCCAGUUACCGAUCAUGAAUUACUACAGGAGUCCUGACAUGGGAGAUGCGGUGGACUUCACAGUUCAUGUCGCAACACCAGUGGAGAAAUUGACCCUAAUGAAGGAGAGACUAAUGCAUUACCUUGACAACAAGAAGGAGCAUUGGUACCCUGGCUCCAUGGUGGUCCUGCGCGACGUGGACGACACGAACAAGCUGAAGGCCUCCAUCUGGUGCCGCCACACGAUCAACUUCCACGACAUGGGGCUGAGGUUCGAGCGGAGAGAGCUUCUGCUCCAGGAGAUGAUCAAGAUCUUGAGAGACCUCGAGAUCGAGUACCGGAUGCUGCCGCUCGACGUCAACGUCCGGAACGCGCCUACCAUCCAGUCCUCGAGGAUGCCGUCGACAUGGACGUUUAAUUACUGA